Messenger RNA from Myotis daubentonii (Daubenton's bat), 2955 nucleotides. It is a transcript of the gene CERS3, whose product is annotated as ceramide synthase 3. The record is from RefSeq and is a predicted model, not a curated record. Gene Ontology annotation, cellular component: membrane. Gene Ontology annotation, molecular function: sphingosine N-acyltransferase activity; DNA binding. Gene Ontology annotation, biological process: ceramide biosynthetic process. NCBI's taxonomy places the organism in Eukaryota, Metazoa, Chordata, Mammalia, Chiroptera, Vespertilionidae.
AAAGGACAUCCCAUCUGGAAGAACCUGCAGGUGCCAUCCCGUCGCUCUGCCUCACGUCACGGAUCGCCCUCAGUCAGAAAUCUUGACUUGCAACUUCGGAGGGUGGGUCCCUGCAGGAAUCCCAGCGCACGCAGCGAUGAGGAGCGCUGCCCUGUGGUAGCAGGCGCCGGGCUGGAACGCGGGCAGGCGGCUGGGCGGCUGAGGCUGGGGGCGCCUUCUGUGGACUGAAACCCCAGACAGGGAUGCUGUGACACUUGGAUAUAUAUACACACACACAGACGUAUAUUUAUACUGUACCUGAGUUCGUUGGGAGUGAGCUAUCAUAUACACUCAAGAAUGUUUCAGACGUUUAAAGACUGGUUUUGGUUGGAAAGAUUCUGGCUCCCUCCGGCAAUAAAGUGGUCAGACCUCGAAGAUCACGAUGGGCUCGUCUUUGUAAAACCCUCUCAUCUGUACAUGACCAUCCCAUAUGCCUUCGGCCUGCUGAUUAUCCGGCAUGUCUUUGAAAAAUUUAUCGCCACACCUCUAGCAAAGACUUUCGGUAUUAAAGAGGAAGUUCGGAAGAUUAUACCAAACACUGUCUUAGAGACUUUUUACAAACGCUCUACGAGCAAACCAUCUGAAGAUGACGUUUACGGCCUGGCGAAGAAGUGCAACCUGACGGAGCGCCAGGUUGAAAGAUGGUUUCGGGGUCGGCGGAAUCAGGACAGGCCUUCCAGGAUGAAGAAAUUCCAGGAGGCUUGCUGGCGAUUUGCAUUUUACUUAGUGAUUACUGUGGCUGGGAUCGCGUUUCUUUAUGAUAAACCUUGGGUAUAUGACCUCGGGGAGGUGUGGAAUGGCUAUCCCAGACAGCCCUUGCUGCCAUCCCAGUACUGGUACUACAUCCUGGAGAUGAGUUUUUAUUGUUCGCUCUUACUCAGCCUGGGCUCUGAUGUGAAGAGGAAGGAUUUUUUUGCUCAUGUCAUCCACCACCUGGCUGCUCUCAGCCUGAUGAGCUUCUCCUGGUGCGCUAACUACAUCCGCAGUGGGACCCUGGUGAUGAUUGUGCACGACGUGGCUGACAUUUGGCUGGAGUCUGCGAAGAUGUUUUCUUACGCUGGAUGGAAGCAAACUUGCAAUACCCUGUUCUUCAUCUUUUCCGCCAUAUUUUUCAUCAGCCGCCUCAUCAUUUUCCCCUUCUGGAUUUUGUAUUGCACGCUGGUGAUCCCGAUGCUCUACCUCGAGCCCUUCUUUUCCUACAUCUUCCUCAACCUGCAGCUCAUGGUCCUGCAAAUCCUUCACCUUUACUGGGGUUACUUCAUCCUGAAGAUGCUCAAGAGAUGUAUAUUCACGAAGAAAAUCCAGGAUGUGAGGAGUGAUGACGAGGAGGAGUACGAAGAAGAGGAAGAGGAAGAGGAAGAGAAGAAGGAAGAGGCCACCAAGGACAAAGAGAGAGACUGUUUGAAGAACGGACUCGGGCCCGACCGGAGCCUCCUUCCCAAUGGUCAUCAUGGCCGUUAGCGGGAAGCCCACGUGGGUCUCGGGCCAUGUGACCAGGGCCACAGAAGCCAGGCUGCCCUCCGUCACUGCAACCCAGGCCCCACAGGGACCCCAGACCCGCCCUCCCUCUCCCCAGUGCCCCCUCCAGAUGUAUUUAACAAAAACGUUGUUGGAAUGUGUUAAAAUGUUAAAUAUAAGCGUUCCCAUGGAUUUACUGCAGUUAGGAGUGAGACCGGUCAGAGAGUUCAAGGAUUUCUCCAGGGAACCAUGUCGGUUCUCAUUGUCGUUGCACCGCCCGCCUUGCCCAUCCCUAGUGAGUGCCAGCAGUGCUGUCAACCCACUGUCUCCGCUGGGCUUGGCCACAGAGAGAGCCCCUGCCCUAGAACGACUGAGAGGCAGCGAUGGGACAGGGGCUUGUUUUAAACCUCCCAAGCUUGUCGCUCUGUCUGUCCAGGGGAAGAAGCCUGUCCCGCCGGCCUCACAGGGUCGGAGGAAGGAUCCAGCAAGAGAAGGCAACUCCGGUGUUACUGUCCCUGAGCCUCGUCCCCUGCGGUUCCAGCUCCGUUUGGGAGAGAGAACCUGGCUAAGCUGGGCAUUGCAUGGGCCUGAAGGAGAGACACCAGCUUAAAAACUUGCCCAUUCAGCCUGCGUGGUGCUAGCUGGAAAUGCAAAUACCCAGCAGGCCCUUUCCAUUUACGCUGAAACUAUUUAUUUGUUAGUUUCCCAAGGGUAAUUUCUGAAUUCCCUGGGAAUUCUCCUUCAGUCCAAUGGCCACGGGGAGGGAGUUUGGGUCCCAUUCCAUCUUGCUGUGCUGGUCUGUCCUCCUUUUCUUCUCUGAAAGGCCAGCAGAGCUACCCAGCAGGCCCUGGGGGAGUGGGACCUGUCAGGCUGCUCCCUGAGCCACUAUCACCUGGGAAACUGGAGCCUCUGGGCAUGAUAUGCGUGUGAGCUCCUGACCAAGAGGAAACCUUAGACACAGGAGGAGGGUGCUACCCAUUCAUCUCCCCUGUAACCAGUCAGACUGCCAAAUAGCCAAACAGAACCAAAGGCAGCUGGCAAACACCCCAGGCGGUCCAAGCGCAGGUGCUCCUGUCAGCGACAGCUCCCGGGCCACCUGCGCCUCUGGGAGGAUGGAGGGGGCUGGGGGCUCAGGGGCUGCUCUCGGUCCCCACAGGGGGCGUGUCUCGUGAGCCCAGCAUGCAGGGCAGGCCCGGGGUGUCUUAGAUGAUUGCUGGCUGAGGAGAGACCACUCCCAGCAGAAGGAAAACCGGGCACCAUGUGCACCCCCACCCCACCCCUGUCUCUCGGACAGUUUUGGUCACACUGUGCACCUUCGUCUCAUUUCACUCAGGGCCCGUAUUUAAGCCAGGGGACAGCUAGGACAGUGGGCACCGUUCACGCGUCCACAUGGGCCCUGGGAACAGGACGGCUCUCUGCGCAGGACAGGUACCUGAAUUGUGUUUUACUUAAAAGAUG